Molecule: messenger RNA, 715 nt
Organism: Engraulis encrasicolus (European anchovy)
Lineage: Eukaryota; Metazoa; Chordata; Actinopteri; Clupeiformes; Engraulidae
Product: olfactory receptor 52L1-like
Exons: 2
Coding region: 1-693 (230 amino acids)
Biological process (GO): detection of chemical stimulus involved in sensory perception of smell; G protein-coupled receptor signaling pathway
Cellular component (GO): membrane
Molecular function (GO): G protein-coupled receptor activity; odorant binding; olfactory receptor activity
Source: RefSeq, a predicted model, not a curated record
AUGCUGGAUGGCUUGCUCAGCAGCACGGCAGCUUACCCCCGUGCAGUGGCCCACCUGGCAACCAAUGUCUACUCGGUCUCAUACGCAGCUUGUCUGGCUGAGGCGUACUUCCACGGUAUCUAUGGGAGCACUAUGUACACAACACUCACUGUCAUGGCCUACGACAGGUAUGUGAGCAUCUUCCAACCUCUGCAGUACCACGCUAUCAUGACCCCACGCAAAGUCAGAGUGCUUCUGGUGGUGGCCAACCUUCUUCCCGUCUUGCUGAACACUUACACUCUUAUCGCCAACUUUUAUGGUGUAUGCAGUUUGAUUCUACUAGUUGGCCUUCCGAUAUUACUGGUGCUUAUAUCCUAUUUAAAAAUCAUUGUGUUGACGUACAAGCUGUCUGCAGAUGCACGCAAAAAAGCUUUUACAACGUGCACUGCCCAUCUGAUCGUUUUCCUCAACUUCAGCUUGUGCUCCUUGUUUUCUGUGGUGUAUAAUCGCUUUAACGCCAAAGUUCCCAUUGGGGGUCAUGUGUUUUUGACAACUUCGUACACUCUUUGGCCUCCAGUCUUGCAUCCAAUUGUGUACGGGGUAAAGAACCAGGAAAUCAGGAAACGUCUAUCGAAAAUCACAAGGUCUGUCCUCCUACGAACUGGGUGUCAGCUGAGACCAAAGACAUCAACUGUUUCUAUAAGAGCAGAUUAACACUAGCAAUAUUAAAAUGGCA